UUUUAAACACUUUGCUGGUGGAGGCCUUGACAAUAUUUAGAUGAGCAGUGGCAUUUGAAGGCUCGGUGGGAAUUUCCGACCUGUCGGCUCCCAGCUCAAGUCUCACUUUGUCCGGAACGGGAGCGAGUGCCUGGGGGGGAACUGCGGAAGGAAAACAGGGAGAAAGUUCAGGGAGAAGGAGCAUUGAUGAUCCCAGCGUCAGGGAGGGAGUGUGAGGGAAUGAGAGAGGAGGGGAUAGAGAGAGGAAGAGGGUAAGAGGUAGAGAGAGCAAGGGACUGAGAGAGAGAGUGAGGGACAGAGAUUGUGAAUGAUUGUGUGUGUGUGAGAAACACAAUGAGUGACAGAGUGUGUAAGAGUGAGGUUUGAGGAACUGCGUGUGAAGGAGAGGCUGAGGAUGCGUGUGAGGGAGUAGUGAGUGAGAAAGUCUGAGGGAGUGAGGGAGAGGGUGUCAAUCUGAGGGUGUGAGAAGGUGAGGGGGUGAGGAAGUUGGAUGUUUGACUGGUUGUGAGUUUGAGUGUGGUAGAGUUUGAGGGUGUGAGGGUGUAGCUGGUGUCUUCUUGGGAGCUUAACCUCCCCUCACCAUGCCGAGCCAGUGCAGGUUAUUGGUGAGGAGUGCAGCCCAGUUGGUGCAGGUCAGUGACAGUGGGGCCCAGUUCCUGGGCAAGGCUGAGAUGCAGAGACUGGCUGUGAUCACCGGGGGCAGCAUUGUCAUCAAUAGGGAAGGUGUGAUUGAGGCUGUGGGGCCAAACGAGCUGAUCCAAUCCAAGUAUAAAGGAGUUACAUUUGACCAAGAAAUCGAUGCUUGUGGGAUGUGUGUACUGCCAGGUCUGGUCGAUGCUCACACUCAUCCUGUGUGGGCUGGAGACAGAGUUCAUGAAUUUGCAAUGAAGCUGACUGGAGCAUCCUACAUGGAGAUUCACAAAGCUGGAGGAGGAAUACAUUUCACUGUCGAACACACGAGGAAGGCAUCAGAGGAAGAACUCUUUGAAAGAUUGAGAGGGCGGCUCCAGCGUAUGGUCCAAGCGGGGACCACGCUGGUGGAGUGCAAGACGGGCUACGGCCUGAACCUGGAAACCGAGACCAAAAUGCUGCGGGUGAUUGAGCGAGCCCGAAGAGAGCUCGAUAUCAGCAUCUCCUCCACAUACUGCGGUGCUCAUUCUGUGCCGAGGUAA
Molecule: messenger RNA, 1172 nt
Organism: Rhincodon typus (whale shark)
Lineage: Eukaryota; Metazoa; Chordata; Chondrichthyes; Orectolobiformes; Rhincodontidae
Product: probable imidazolonepropionase
Exons: 4
Coding region: 582-1172 (196 amino acids)
Cellular component (GO): cytoplasm
Molecular function (GO): imidazolonepropionase activity
Source: RefSeq, a predicted model, not a curated record